Molecule: messenger RNA, 2020 nt
Organism: Drosophila obscura
Lineage: Eukaryota; Metazoa; Arthropoda; Insecta; Diptera; Drosophilidae
Gene: Snp
Product: ERI1 exoribonuclease 2
Exons: 3
Coding region: 659-1507 (282 amino acids)
Biological process (GO): exonucleolytic trimming to generate mature 3'-end of 5.8S rRNA from tricistronic rRNA transcript (SSU-rRNA, 5.8S rRNA, LSU-rRNA)
Molecular function (GO): nucleic acid binding; 3'-5'-RNA exonuclease activity
Source: RefSeq, a predicted model, not a curated record
UCUCAAUAUCUCAAAAAUUCCUUAACUUUUGAAUUGAGCGGUUGCUGCGCGCGUGAUAAACAAAUUGAAAGCAACAACAAGAUUAGCUAAGAUUUAACAACAUUUGAAUCGAAUGGACAUAUUAUUGGCGUAGCUUGCGAAAUAGAAAGUGAACGUUUGCAAUGCAAGUGAACUGCACUGACUUCAAUGCUAUAUCGUUUCAAGUUUUCUUGGACAGCGGUAUUUAAUUCGUGUGGCAGUCAAAAAUGUAAACAAACGCGUUAAAUAAUUAACAAAAACACUGACCAAAUAUCGAAAAAGCGAAUUGCUCCGGCUUUGUUGUUAUUUUGCUGCUGCUUUCGUGCCGGUGUCUCUCGCUCUCUUUCUAACUGUUCCUGUGCUUUCGCGUGUGUGUGUGUGUGUGUGUUUUGCCUGUCAUCCUGCCUGUGUGUUGUUUGUGUUUUUGUUAUUGCGAUUGUGACGGUGUGCCGGAGCAGACAACAAAAGGAAUUGCGCUUUCCGCAGCCGUCUCCACAACUCCCGCUCUCCUCUACGCCUCCUGCCUAGUUACCGUUACUUGCUGCACUGCCAAAAAAAAAACAACAAAAAAAACGAAUUUUUGAUAGAAAUAAUUUAUACAUUUUUCGAAGAAGGAUUUCAAUUCCAAUCGACAACAAAGAUGGCCUUGAUAAAACUGGCAAGGCAACUGGGCCUGAUUGAUACCAUCUACGUGGAAGGAGCUCGCCCAGAUCCAGCCAAUGAUCCCGAGGAGUCGCUCAACGAGGCAGACAUCACAGCCCCCGCCAACGCAGUGCCCAUCAAGACAAAGAAGUCGCGCAAAUCGAAGCAGGUGGCAAUGCAGCCCUAUACCUAUGCCAUUUCCGUGGACUUCGAGGCCACCUGCUGGGAGAAGCAAGCCCCGCCACAAUGGAGAGAAUCUGAGAUAAUUGAGUUCCCAGCCGUUUUGGUCAAUCUGAAAACGGGCAAGAUCGAGGCGGAGUUUCACACGUACGUGAUACCCUUGGAGUCGCCGCGCUUGAGCAAUUAUUGCAUCGAGCUUACGGGCAUACAGCAGAAGACAGUGGAGGCGGGUGUGCCGCUGCAGACGGCACUUAAUUUGUUCUGCGAAUGGCUGCGGAACGAGUUGCGUGUGCGCAACCUGGUGCUGCCGAAGGUGAGCAAAUCCAAUAUACUGGGAAACUGUGCCUUCGUCACCUGGACGGACUGGGACUUUGGCAUCUGUCUGGCCAAGGAGUGCACACGCAAGCGAAUACGCAAGCCAGCCUGCUUUAAUCAGUGGAUAGACGCGAAGGCCAUCUACAGGGAAUGGUACAAGUAUCGUCCCUGCAACUUUGCCGAUGCUCUGUCCCAUGUGGACCUGACCUUCGAGGGACGUGCUCACUCCGGCAUCGAUGAUGCCAAGAAUCUGGGCGCCCUCAUAUGCAAGAUGGUUCGUGACGGAGCCCUCUUCUCGAUCACCAAAGAUCUGACGCCAUAUCAGCAGCUAAACCACAACAGUGGCCUCUGAGCUGCAACGGUCAGGUCAGGGUUCAGCCAUCGGCCAUCCCUCCAAACGAUCAGCAGCAGGAGAACCAGAAUGCAAACAAAUCCAUUAAUUUAUUGGAUUAUAUUUAACAUAAAGUACUACAACAACCCCAAGGACAUGGAGGAUGACCAGGAGAUGUGCCUAAUCUGACCACAAACGUAAACUAAAACUAAAGUUUUUUGUUUUGUAUUUUACCUAAUUUCUUGUAACAGCAAUUGAUAAGACUUGAAAUUUGAUGUGCAUCGCAGUCGAUAUCCUGCAUCUGCAUCUGCUUAGGGAUCUGAACACCUACUGGAUAGCAGGAGUACAUCUAAACAUCUACACAUAGCUAUAAAUAUGGCCUUAGAGCAUACAUAUUUUUCUACCAUUCAUACUUACUUGGUAAUGCUUAGCCGUAGUCUGUAAUAUGGAAUGCAAUACUUAUUUUAAUGACUUACACCGCCUACCACUAGGUCAUAGGGCAUAAAAUAAUAAUAAAACGACAAUAGCUGCAUA